This is a messenger RNA of Stylophora pistillata, 2348 nucleotides long. RefSeq names its product tubulin beta-2A chain. Gene Ontology annotation, molecular function: GTPase activity; GTP binding; structural constituent of cytoskeleton. Gene Ontology annotation, biological process: microtubule-based process. Gene Ontology annotation, cellular component: microtubule. NCBI's taxonomy places the organism in Eukaryota, Metazoa, Cnidaria, Anthozoa, Scleractinia, Pocilloporidae. The record is from RefSeq and is a predicted model, not a curated record.
CCAAACCUACCGGUUUCUGGUCCCUGUUUUAGUUCACGCACAGUUUUUGAAAGAACAGAUAGAAAAAAAAACAUUAAUUAUUGAUUGUACCGUUCAAGACGCAGAUUUAUCAAUAGUCCGGUCGAACGGGCUAGAAAGAGGCUAAUUUCCGACAACGAAAUGAACCCAAACUGUGGGUUCAUGCGAAGGAAAGACGCCUCGUGCUUCCCUAUGUAAUGCGGGAAAUUAUCAACGUUCAAGUUGGUCAGUGUGGAAACCAAAUUGGUUACAAGCUUUGGGAAAUCCUUUGCUCUGAACAUGGAAUAGACGAAGAGGGACGCUAUAAAGGCAGCUGUAAUUCCCAGUUGGAGAAAAUCGAUGUUUACUUUGCUGAGGGUGCCGAAAAUAGAUAUGUACCGCGGUCUGUUCUUGUCGACUUGGAGUCGGGUACGAUGGACUCGCUCCGUUCUGCGCCGUUCGGAAAAGUUUUCCGACCCGAUAACUUUGUUUUCGGGGAAUGUGGAGCAGGAAAUAACUGGGCGAAAGGUUUUUACACAAAUGGAUGCAAUCUCCUAGAAGAGGUCUUGGACGCGGUGCGUAAAGAAGCCGAGGGAUGUGACUCGAUCCAAGGCUUCCAAGUUGCCCAUUCCCUUGGCGGCGGCACGGGGUCUGGGCUCGGCACUCUGAUACUUUACCAUCUUCAAGAGGAAUAUCCAGAUCGGAUUCUCAGCGCCAUCAGUGUUUUUCCGUCGCCGAAAGUUUCUGAGAUUGUUAUUGAACCUUAUAAUGCCACUCUAGCUGUUCAACAGCUGAUUGAGACCACUGAUGAAGUGUUCUCGUUCGAUAAUGAAGCGCUAUACGAUAUUUGUUUUCGGACGCUUAAGCUCGACACCACAACGUACUCUGAUUUGAAUCAUAUCAUAUCAACGACCAUGAGUGGGGUUACCACAUGUCUUCGUUUUCCCGGACAGUUGAACGCAGACAUGCGCAAAUUGGCCGUGAAUAUGAUUCCAUAUCCACGUCUUCAUUUCUUUAUGCCUGGCUUCGCACCGCUGACCAGCAGGCAAUCACAGACUUUCCGUAAUCUGACAGUUAGUGAGCUGACACAACAAAUUUUUGACGCCAAAAACGUUAUGAUCGCAUGUGAUCCUAGAAAUGGUAGAUACCUGACGUACGCAGCUAUGUUUCGCGGCAAAAAGUUAUCAAUGAAGGAAGUUGAGGACCAAAUGAAAAGCGUCCAGGACAAGAACUGCGGACAUUUUGUUGAGUGGAUCCCAAAUAAUGCUAAAGUUGCAGUUUGCAAUGUUCCUCCACAAGGAAUGAAAAUGUCGGCCACAUUCAUUGCGAAUAACACAGCUAUACAAGAACUGUUUAAACGACUCAAUCUGCAGUUUAGGGUUAUGUAUCGUAGAAGAGCAUUUUUGCAUUGGUUUACUGAGGAAGGAAUGGAAGAGAUGCAAUUUAAACAAGCAGAGUCAUGUAUGUUGGACGUAAUUUCAACGUAUCAGCAAUGUCAGGAUCUUAAAGUCGAUACAAGUCUUGACAACUUAGAAAUUACGGACUUAGAAGAGUUUGAGGAUUCUCUCGAGUCAUGGGAUUGUUUGGGUGGCCACGUGAACGGCCACGCGAACAAUUUGCCUCUCGUGACAGCGGGUCAGUGACUCUUCAACAAAGAAAGAUUGCUUUGGUUUACUUCAAUUUUGCAUUUCUUACCAUUUAAGGAAUGGAACGCCUUACAUGGCUUUUAUGGCUACUGAGGUAUCGAGCUAAAAAGCGGCUUCGAAUUAUUGAACAUUUUGAAAACUGUGAUUUAUAAAAAUUCAUUCAGAUCUCUUAUAAAGAUUGUCAACGUUAGGAUUCGUUAUAACAGCUCCAGUGUCCUUCAACGAUCUGACUUUUCUAAUGAAAAAGUAGUUUUAUUUUUUCUGUUUGAUCACGCUAGCUUAAGAAAUAAAUAUAAUCCUUUUGUAAAAGUGGCCCUUGCAAUUGCUACAACGUUUCUUUUACUUUAAGCUUUAAAACUGCAUGCCGAAAAGGGCUCGAGAUUUUGGGAGAAUAUCGAUAGCAGUCCGAUUAUUUUCGAUGGCAAAAAACAAAACGGAGGAGCUGAGAAGGGUAUGCAGCCCCAUCCACUCUUGUACAGCAACAAAAAAAUAAUGAAUAAUUUGAAAAACUAUUGCAGGUUAAAUUUAACGCACAAAGGUUGCAACUGCCACUGGCAAAGAAGACGCACUUACAACUCAAAGAGGAGAGUUGUAUGAAUAUUGCAGGAAUGUUUUGUUUAAUUUGCAUUGUUGUGCGAUACAUUGCAGCAGAUACUGAUGCAGUGAUAUUACUUUCCGUUUUCUUACACCAGCGCGGAUAAUUUA